GGGCCUUUCUUGGUCACGCUCCCGGACACACCCCCUGGUGGAGGGAGGGAGUGACGUCAGCAAUGCCUCCUCCGCAGGGCGACGUGACUGCUUUAUUCCUGGGGCCUCCAGGCUCGGGAAAGUCUGCACUGAUCUCCGCGUUGUGCGGCAAGAACGUGGAGACUGUAGAGAUCCCCGAAGCACGGCCGGAAUCUGGGGUCCCAAACCUGAGAACUGCGGGCCCCGGCCUCUUCCUAGGCGAGCUGAGCUGCCCACCCGCGGCGCCAGGGCCCUGGGCUGCCGAGGCCAACGUGUUGGUAUUGGUACUACCCGGACCUGAAGGGAACGGGGAGCCCUUAGCCCCAGCUCUGGGAGAGGCAGCGCGGGCUGCCCUGGCUCGAGGGACCCCGUUAUUGGCUGUGCGGAGUCUGCGUCCUAGCGAGUCACAGAAUGAGGUCCUGGCCCGGGAUCAGACAGAGGCCUUGCUGGACAGCGCCGGGUUAGGAGCGGCUUCCCUUUUCGUGUUGCCGGUGGACUACGGCAGCGGCGACCACUGCGAGGAGCUAGAACGCCUGCGGGCGGCGCUGCGGAGCCAGGCCGAGGUGCUGCAGAGGUUCCUGCCACCGGCCCAGGAUGGUUUCGAGGUGCUGGGCGCUGCGGAGCUGGAGGCGGUGCGUGAGGCCUUUGAGACUGGUGGCCUGGAGGCGGCAUUGUCAUGGGUGCGAGCCGGCCUGGAGCGCCUGGGCAGCGCCCGGCUGGACCUGGCAGUGGCCGGCACCUCCAACGUAGGACUUGUGCUGAACGAACUACUCGGGUUGGAUCCUGGGGACCCAGGAGCUGUGCCUGCUACAAUGCCCACGGUGCCCACCGCCUUCCCGGCCCCCGAGCGCCCCAAUGUGGUGCUGUGGGCCAUCCCUCUGGACCCCAUGGGGGCGACCCCCGCCCCCACCUCUCACCCGAGCCACUACGACGCCCUCAUCCUCGUCACCCCUGGGGUCCCCACGGACAACGACUGGGCCCAGGCCCGUGGAUUGGUGUCGCCCGAUGCGCCGCUGGUGUGUGUGCGAACCGAUGGCCAGGGCGGGGAUCCCCCCGAGGCACGGGUGGACGAGGACACGUGGGAGAAGCGCAGUGGCGGGGACGGCGGCGGGCACCUGAGCAGCCCGGGCGAGAAGGUGGGGGAGAAGCCUGGCGCCGGAUCGCCAGGUUUGGAGGCGGGUGGCGGCGAUCGCGCGCGGGCCACUGAUGCCCGGACCUCGGGCAGCGCCGAGUCCGAUCGCGGGGGGCCCUGCAGCCCCGAGGACGAGACGUGGGAGGCCCUGGAGGAGAUGCGGGCGGACGCCGAGGCAGUGCUGGCGCCUCCCGAGCCCACCCCGUGA
This is a messenger RNA of Dipodomys ordii (Ord's kangaroo rat), 1358 nucleotides long. It is a transcript of the gene Irgq, whose product is annotated as immunity-related GTPase family, Q. The record is from RefSeq and is a predicted model, not a curated record. The transcript has 4 exons. Lineage: Eukaryota; Metazoa; Chordata; Mammalia; Rodentia; Heteromyidae. Bases 63 to 1358 code for a protein of 431 amino acids. Gene Ontology annotation, molecular function: GTP binding.